AUGCCGUGGGGUGUGGAGGAACGGGACACCAACUCUUUGCUACUUGAUGUUGCUGCCACAGAUCUUGGCCAUGUUGCCCAUGUCAUCACUGAUGGCUUAGUCGGUGCUGAGACCCGGGUUCUCCCCAUCUUGGGCUUGCUCUGCAAGUCGCGCCGUGAGCAAUCCUUUCCAAUGGAUUUGCUUCAGAAAGGCCUCAGCGUUGACAUUGCUACAGCACAAGCGUCCAAAGAAGAGGACAAGACACGGAUUUUGAACUCCGUGCGAUGUCCGCGAGCCAGGACAUGGGCGUUGGACACGCCUUUUCCAACGCAGCACCCCCGCUAUGAUGCCGUCAACAAAGCUUUAGCCUCCCACUUUGCACUGACCAGCAUCCAGCAGUCAUAUCGGAACGGACAACAAGCCCCAUCAACCCUGUGGCAAGCACUACGGUCAGAUGCAGAAAGAAGGAGCAUCCAAGUGUCACUGACAGGUUGCCACAAUUUCCGAGACCCGGACUUGCGGAUUCUCAUCGACAACCUGCCAGCCAAACUGCAAAGUUUACGGCUCGAUCUUGCCUACACUGGUUUGGAGCGUUUGGAUGAUCUAGCGGGUGCUUCCUUCGGAAACGCUCUUCAGACCCUAGUGAUUCGCUUCGCAGGAUCUUUAAGAAGCAUUUCUGGUUUGUCUGCUUUGCUUUGCCCUUCCUUGAGACGUUUGGAGCUGUGGCUGUCAGACCUUCCAGACUUAGAGGACAUCGAGUUGGGCGUCAGCAACAAGGCAUUGUUGAAGCUUCGUUUGGAGGAGCUGGUCUUGUAUGUGAACGGCUGUCCCAGCGUACCACGCGAAUCCAAGACAGCAUUGUUUGCUGCCACCCGGCAGCUGAAGCAGUGCCUGCGACGCCGGCCUUACAUGUGGGUUCACAUCGAGGAUACAAACACCUGGACGCUGAAUCUCUGCCUUGGGAAGCUCAAGGUGGGUCGUUCACAAAGCCACCUUGAGAUAGGUUCACCCAGUUCACCCACGCCAAGCGCAGCUUCGCUGGCCGAGAUUCCAGAGUCACAAAUCGAUCCGUUCCCUUGCCAUUGCUGCACGAAGUUCCACGGAAAUUCUCAUGGAUAUUGCGAUGCUCAUCGACUUGCCCGAUUUUACCACAAUGCGUUCUCCAGAUGUCAUCUCGUUUUUCAAUAUGCAGAGCUGCUGAUGAUUUUCUUUGUACAAGCCACGGCUGAUAUCGAAUCGAGGGCCUUGCUGGCCUUGAUUGUCAUCUCUUUGUAUCCUGUGCUCUGGAUGAGCCUUGAUCGAUUGGUGGGGUCGGCCACCUCAAUUUGUGUCGUGUUGAUCUCGCUGCUCUUCGCAUCUGUAUCUUAUGCUCUGCUGCGAUUCGAUCGGAUGCACCGAGCGACUCUGGAACUGUCGUUGGCUUCUGAAGCCAUUUGCUCACAGGCGAUUCGUCCUGCGAACUUGUCGCACCUCUCUCUGGUCUUUGGAAGUUCCGCUGAUGACUUCCCGAACACAGAUUUGCGACAAAGCGACACGGAUUUGACAAGCAACUUCCGUCAGGCACGGAUCCACUUUCUUAGCUUUCAGAAUGCUCUGCGCCGAGCCCUGGACGAAGGUGAAGUGACGAAUGCAACAGCACAUGCAAAGAUCAAGCGCCUCGCGGACCUAACGAGUCAAGGACGAGACCAUGAUGUUCUUUCUUGUGAAAUCCAUUGUGAAUCCCUCCAGCAAGUUCAACUGGUGUGGCUUGCGCUGAGCAAAAGAUUUCAAAGCGAAGAAGAACCGUGGAAGAUCGUGGCACUGUGGGAUGGAUUUGCCCAAGAAGAGGAGCGGAGAUGCAGCAAGAUCGUGAUGUCCAUGAACGGCCAGCUGGCAUAUCUUGGCAUGUCAUUCACGGCAUUUGAUGAAUUUGCAGGCUAUUUGGCCACUGUCGUUCUUUGUGUUGCCUCCUUAACAAGGCUGCAGAGUAACCUCAGCGAACUUUGCCUUUUGGCGGAUGCUUUUGGCCUCUUGGAGGAUGCAAAGCCUCGAAGGUGGCUGCAACGUGACGGUCCAAAUGCCAAGGGUUCAAGUUCUGGAGACCUGAUACCGAGUUUGCCUCGCGGCUCACAGAUUUUGGCUGCUCUUCUUCCGGUGCUUCUGUUACUGGCCCGUUUCAUUGCUAUGAUCACGGCAGCUUAUUUCACAUGUCAAUACCUCUUUCGGUAUGGCCCUUCCAGCUUGCACGAAAGCAUAGAUCAACUGGGACAGCAUCGCUUUGUCAAAGUCGCGUUUGGAGAACGCUUUGACGGGUCAUGGUGGGAUGCCUUGUGCUUAUCAGGGCCUUAUGCAGUUCUUGCAGUGGUUUUCGCACGCGAUUUGCUUUGCUUUUCUGCUCCGACAGCUCAAAAACGGAAGAGCAGACAGCUGUCACAAAUUGUCUAUGACCGCUAUUUUGGAGUUGAAGGUAUCAGUCCCAAGUUCGCUUUCCCUUCAGAGUUCCUCCAAUACAUGGCAGUCUAUGUGAGCAUUGCUCACGUGUGCUGCGCUUGUCGCGCUGUUCAGAGAGGGCAAACGCCUGAGUUGGAAGCCGCGAGAGAUGUCCGCCCGAAGGUUGUCUGGGCCCAUGUGAGAUGUCCAUGGGUGAGACGCCUGAAGUACAUCUACUCACCAUGUUUGACGGCGUUGCUUGUCUACUUGCUGAUCUGUCAGGAUGUUUAUCCAGGGCACAGAGGAGACUUCACGUGCUUCCCUUGCAGGUGUUCCGCUGGACGACUUCAAAGCUGCAGCUUGGCAGCGCAACUGCAGCAAGAGCAGCUUGUCAUUGCUGGUGUCACCAGCAUUGAGCCACAGGCAUUCAAACCUUUGGGUUGCCGCCUGUCGCGGUUGUCCCUAGCAAACAAUUCCAUAACGAGCUUGAAACCAAGAAGCUUUGAGCAUCUCCCUUGCUUACAGAUAUUGGAUAUCAGCCGGUCAAAACUCAGCAUGCUGGCCAGGGACUCUUUCUAUGGAUUGGAUCAGCUGGAAGUGCUCUCCCUCCAUGGGAACGAACUCCACAACAUCUCAGGAGACCAUUUAUCCCAUCUGCCAUCCCUUGAGAACCUUCUGCUUGGAAGCAAGCCAGGCUGGGACAAUGAAACACAGACAGCUUACGAGUUGGAAGCUGGAAACUUGAUCAGGUGUUUGCCGCCCCGACUAUUUGAAGGAAAUCCGCACUUGAUUUUUUUUGACAUCAGUGGCAACAACAUCACCAAAGUUGACCGAGACACGUUCGUUGGAGCGACAAACUUGCGAUUCCUGGACCUCCGUCACAACAGCCUGCGAGAACUUCCUGAAGGACUCUUUGCUGGUCUCUCGAGGCUCCAGAAUGUGUUGCUGCACAACAACCAGCUCAGAGCACUUCCCGAAGGACUCUUUGCUGGUCUCUCGAGGCUCCAGAAUGUGUUGCUGCCCAACAACCAGCUCAGAGCACUUCCCGAAGGACUCUUUGCUGGUCUGUUGAGGCUCCAGAAUGUGUUGCUGCACAACAACCAGCUCAGUGCACUUCCCGAAGGACUCUUUGCUGGUCUCUCGAGGCUCCAAGUGUUGGCGCUGCACAACAACAGCCUCAGUGCACUUCCCGAAGGACUGUUUGCUGGUCGCUCGAGUCUUCAAAUUUUGGCGCUGAGCAACAACCAGCUCAGUGCACUUCCCGAAGGACUCUUUGCUGGACUCUUUGCUGGUCUCUCGAGUCUCCAGGCAGUGUCGCUGAAUCACAACAACAUCAGUGCACUUCCCAAAGGACUCUUUGCUGGUCUCUCGAGGCUCCAAGUGUUGGGGCUGCACAACAACCAACUCAGUGCACUUCCCGAAGGACUCUUUGAAGUGGGGCUGGAUCACAACAAUAUCAGUGUGCUUCCCGAUGGACUCUUUGCUGGUCUCUCGAGUCUCCAGAAAGUGUGGCUGCACAACAACAGCCUCAAGGAAGGCAGUGGCUGA
Molecule: messenger RNA, 3936 nt
Organism: Cladocopium goreaui
Lineage: Eukaryota; Dinophyceae; Suessiales; Symbiodiniaceae
Source: the annotation of a GenBank genome assembly